Molecule: messenger RNA, 507 nt
Organism: Melozone crissalis (California towhee)
Lineage: Eukaryota; Metazoa; Chordata; Aves; Passeriformes; Passerellidae
Gene: CIMIP5
Product: chromosome unknown C2orf50 homolog
Source: RefSeq, a predicted model, not a curated record
AUGGCUCAAAAGGCUUGGUAUAUGGUGAGUCUCAAAAUGGACAAGCUGGAAAGGGGUUCUGGAAUCAGGAGAAAUACUUUGGUUAGGUCUCAGCAAACAGGAACCACACCUCUGGGGCAACCAGCCCCAGCUCCUUCUGUGUCUAGCAGCACCCAGCUGAGCAGAACUGGCAACCACUGCACAAGUGGCCACUGGGCCUGGGCAGACAAGCAGGUAGACCAGGUACAACAGGAUAAGAUCUGAGAGUCUGUGGAGGCUGAACAGAGAGGAAGGAGAAUCUGGCACCAGAUAUGGAGUUUCCUAAAGGAUCCUUAACCAAAUGGUAAGAGAAAGGAGCAGAAGCCACUGCCAAAUUGUAUGUCUGUGUUCCCAAGCAAAGUUCCCAACUCAACCAACCGAACUACUGGCAGCCAAAUGAAUACUGAGCUUGGCAGGGCUCUGGUAAAUAGAAUCUUCAGCAGUGCUGCGUGAGAGAGGAAACUUGAGGGUGAGCUCCAGCUUUCUUAG